GUGUAUGUACAUCUAGUGGAAGAUAAAAAUACUAUGUUUAAACUUGUGUUUUUGUAUUGGCUCGUUUUAGUCUUCAAAGAUACUAUUUUCUCGACUAGUAGAGUUUCAGCUAUACCACUAUUACCAUGUUGUCGUACAAACACAACAUGUCGUGGCACAGGUCAUGAUAACCACUUUGAUGUGGAAUGCGGAUUAGGGUAUGCUAUUGCAAUAUAUAACAUAACUGUUGGAACCAAAAGGAUGUCAACAGGAUGCCCAAACGCCUGGACUACACCUGUGAAUGACUCGUCGUGUUGUGAAACGAAUGAAGAAGACUGUAUUUUCUUAUUUGAUUCAAAUGCAAAUCAGAUAUAUCACAACAAAAUUAACGGAAAUGAGGUUAUAUCUGGUCUUCCUGUAACAGGGAGUAACACCCCUGCUUCCUGCCAAGGAGGGACUAACAUAUAUUACAACUUAACAAACUACAUGUACAUCAAUUAUAACUGUAUAAAUCGAACACACAUAUUUGACAUGUUCAGUGACACUGGUGUGAAAGUCGUUGUUGAAGCAGAAGCCGUGUAUAUUUGGAGCAAAGACUAUCCGAGCGUGAUACAGGGAGACAUGGAUAGAGCGGCUUGUUCUAUAGAAAUAGAUAACUGUGAUGCUGGUAUUGAGAUGUUCACAUUAGACAUAUCUCUGUACUCAUACAGCAAUGGAUCGUGCGAACAGUACUUGAAAAUCAUGAAUGCCGACAACAAUACUGUGAAUGAUUGGAGCUGUUCUGAGAAUACCGUUGAUGUUGUCUCCGCUAUCGUUCCUAAUUACGUCAUUAUUUACUUCAGUAAGAACAAUAAAGACGUAGGUGGGCGAUUCUGGAUAGGAUUCCAACCGACAACUUCGUCGAACAUCACUGUCAAUUGUCCUCCAGAAUAUCCGACAAUGUGUGAGAGAACGACUACUUCAACUUUAUCGUCCACAACAACUACUAUAUCUAGCUCGAGCGAGUCUUUGAACUACUCAACUUCAACUAACAGUCCACCAGCAGUAAUUUCUACAUCUCAGACGAUUACUACCGAUUCAAACUAUGACUGGGUGCCAAUAGUGAUAGGUGUGUUUGCAGGAUUAAUUUUUAUCGUGAUAGUAAUUCUUAUAACUUUGUACUCCCGCAACUUCGGAGUUUGUCAACGGCGCAAACAAGUUAAGAAAGAAAUUAUUAGAGGAGAUGCAAAUAAUGGCGGAAAUAAAAAUAAACCUUUACAAACGGCUGAAAUAAUAUCUGAAGUAGAAAAUAAGAAAGCAGCAGACUCAAACCCAGUUCUAUGGCCAAACAAAACUACAAAGACUAGACAUAAUCAUGAAGCUAAAUCAACACGCACAGCACAUGAUAAAAUAGACGAAAGUGUCGCGACAAAUAAGAAAGUAAAGUCCAGUAAAAAAAGUAAAAUUCAACCAGAUGGAAAAAGAAUAGGAGAAAAGGUUGUCAGUACUAGUGGAAAAAAAGUAAAAUCGUCACCAAGAAGUGCUACAACUAACUCCUCACAAAAUAUACUUGAUGUUAAUAACAAGAGAACACAUCAACGGAAUAAUGACCAUGUUAUUCAAGAUGGUGAAAAUUGGAAAGGAGAAAAUACAGUCACUGCCGAUGAAAAGAAAGAAAAUUUGCCAAGAUUAUCAUCUAGAGCUACUAUGGACUCGUCAAAGGGCAAAGCAUUUCUACAUAACAAGAAAACAGGGCAGUUGAAUGAAACUCAGAUUUUUAAAGGUGAUUCUCAUGAUCAAAAUCCGAACACUAACACCGAACCACUGAGUACAACAGUUGCAUCCGAAAUAUUACCCGGGAAUAGCCUAUUAAUAGUAAAAAAUGACAUAAAUAUGAUUCCAAAAGAAAAAAGGGCACCGGCAUCCCCUAUUCGAAAUGAAACAGCUUUCAAUGUAGGCGGAUCUAGACCAGAGAGUGCAACUAAAUCUUACAGAAGGAAGAAAAGAAGUAGUUUACAUAGAAAUCAUUUAAGAUAUAAGAACACUCCAACCACCAACCAAGAAAGAUCGUAUCCAAGACCUUAUCACGAUUCAUAUAGCAGCGAAUUUGAAAGUGUGGACGAGAAUGAUGACGAUGAUGACAUCAAACCGUUAGGUCACGAAAACCGACAUCUUCAUAAAGUCAAAGAUGCCUUUCUCGUGAGUAAAAACACUAAGGUUUCUCAAAGGUCUGGUCAUAAGAAAAAGAGACGUAAUAAGAUUAGUCCGACACAUUUGAGUUUAAAACACCGACAUCAUGCUCAACUCAAGAGUAAACCAUUCAGUUUGUUGGAUACAGACAUAAAAGUUCUGCUUGGUAUUAUUGACAAUUAUGAUGAAAACAGGUACUCGACCAUGGUAAACAAUAGUCAAGGUUUAACAAGAUCUGAAGCGAUGAAUGAUUUAUCUAGAAAAAGUCGAAGAAAAAGGUCAGUAAAUGCAAAUGGUUCUACAGACAAAAACAAAGAAUUAGUCGAAAAUGAUGCGUACAAUGAUAUUACCGAUGUUGAAAACAAAGAUGAUAGUUUGCGAAUCGUUAAACCUACUACAUGUAGAAGCCCACAAAUGGCACAAACGGAAAGCUUAAAGACAACAUUGGAAGCAGUUCUUAAUUCGUCAAAACUAAAUCUGAAAAGUAAAAAGAAACAAAAUAAUACUCAAAAAGGUAAACAUUAAACAUUGAAAAGAAGGUGAACAAUAUUGAUGCGGACAAUGUGGUGUUUGUCUCUAAAUGCUAUGAUGACGGUACGAUGAUUGAAACCGUUUUUACUAUAGUACUAAAUUACAUUUUAUUAAACAUGACGUUAUUUUGUAACAGUUAUUUUUUGGCAUGGUUAAAUAAAGACACAGUACAUAUAUAUACAUGUACUUGUAUCUUUAUGUCUCUUUUAGAUA
Ruditapes philippinarum (Manila clam) is the source of this 2892-nucleotide messenger RNA. RefSeq lists its product as uncharacterized. The transcript has 7 exons. Lineage: Eukaryota; Metazoa; Mollusca; Bivalvia; Venerida; Veneridae. Bases 34 to 2673 code for a protein of 879 amino acids. The record is from RefSeq and is a predicted model, not a curated record.